Molecule: messenger RNA, 1320 nt
Organism: Ipomoea nil (Japanese morning glory)
Lineage: Eukaryota; Viridiplantae; Streptophyta; Magnoliopsida; Solanales; Convolvulaceae
Product: probable E3 ubiquitin-protein ligase RHC1A
Exons: 2
Coding region: 232-1155 (307 amino acids)
Biological process (GO): protein ubiquitination
Cellular component (GO): cytoplasm
Molecular function (GO): ubiquitin protein ligase activity
Source: RefSeq, a predicted model, not a curated record
UCCCGAUAACUUUUGCCGACUCACACUCUCACUCCCUUUGUCUGCGUCCCACUCUCACAUCUCCAUACUCAUCUCCUCUCUCUCUCUCUCUCUUCUUGUGUCUAUGCAUUUUCUCAAUCUGGGUUCUUCUACUUCUUGAAAUUUCAGCAUCUUAAUUAAAGGAUAAUACAUCUGGGGCCGAGAGGAACUUGGAUAAAGCGAAAUCUGAGCUAGGGAGAGUAAGGAAUAAGGAUGUCAAGUGAUAGAUGCAGCCAUUGGUGCUAUACCUGUAGACAACCGGUAUAUCUUACAAGAGAAAACGUGGCAUGCCCGAACUGCCAUGGAGGGUUUGUGCAAGAGCUUGAUGAGAUAACGACGACAAACCCUGAAUACGAGAACCAAAGGCCAAGGUUCAUGGAAGCUAUCUCGAGUUUCUUGAGGAGGCAAAGAUCAGUUAGAGGUAGUGGCUCUGGCAAUAGGGGGAUAUCAGAUAGGGAGCCUGAGCGCAAUAGCUCGUGGAAUCCAUUGCUGAUCUUCAGUGGUGAUAUGCCAGUAAUGAUACCCGACAAUGGAGGAGUUCUUGAGUUUCUCAACGAGGCUCUUGGUUUCAGAAGAGAACAUGGUGGCGAUUAUUUUAUUGGUCCGGGAGUGGAAGAAUUCUUCGAAGAUAUCAUCAGUACCAACCGAACUGUUCCUCCCCCGGCCUCACGAUCUUCAAUUGAAUCCCUUCCUACAGUCAAGAUAUCGAGGAAACACAUCCGGUCUGAUCUUCACUGUCCUGUUUGUAAAGAGAAAUAUGAAAUGGGGACAGAAGUAAGAAAACUGCCUUGCAAGCAUUUAUAUCACUCUGAUUGUAUCAUUCCAUGGCUACAACAACGCAAUUCAUGCCCAGUUUGUCGCCGGGAGCUGGGUCCCGAGAGAUUGGGCGAAAGUAAUAGUCAGAACUCCAGGAGUCAGAAUAGAAGCAACAGUAGGAGAUUUGACAGAAGGGAAAGUAGGAGGGAGAGCACUAGCGAAAACCAGCGAGAGAGGAGGAGACCAUGGUCUUUCCUGUGGCCCUUUGGUUCGUCUCGCUCUCAUGCACGCCAUACUGCAGUUGCAGUGCCUGAAACCAACAUAGAGACCAGCCAGGAAUAUAGUCAUUAUAGCGAGUACUCUAAUUGGCCAUUUGAAUAGCUAGCAAGGUUGGUCAGCAUCAAACUUUCUUGUAUACUGCAUUCAAUUCUUUGUUGUGAUAAUAAUAUUGUACCUUUAGUCGAACGAAGUCUCUAAUGGUAGAGACAACUCUCCUUGUUCCCAUGCUGUCAAUGGAUACAUGUGUUUUCUCUUUUUGUCAUUUCA